AUGAUGCCCCAGUCCGGAAACCUAGAUGGCCAGCCUCAAGGCCCCAAUGCAAACUCCUCGCUGAUGGGAUUUUUACAGUCGCCAGGAACACUCCUCCAAGGCUACGAUCAAGUUCCAGGGGACAUGAUGUCGUCGGGACUCUCCAAUUCAGUAGCCGGCAUUUUCAGUCGGGAAAAUUUGCGGUCUCCCGCCGUCGUGUUGGGAUCGGGAGAAGAUCAGGCAUUUAGUCUCGUCUUGUCGCCGCCGUCGCUCUUGGAACGCAUUCGACACAAUAUUGGAUUCUAUUAUUUGAAUUAUCUCUUCUUGACGGCCGCCAUUUUUCUCCUCAAUGUCUUUUUCAGUCCGGGAUCUUGGAUGGCCAUGCUUUUUUUGGCUGUGCUUUGGGUCGGAAUGGUCAAUACCAUUACGGACGAACGACUCUUGAAAAUUGGAUCCAUUUCCCUGUGCAUCUUUAGCGCCUUGGUACUGUGGUGGGCCUUGCCCAUCAAAUGGACGUUCUACUUGAGUGGAUUCUUGAUUGUGGCGCAUGUAUUGUUUCGGGAUGCAUCUUCCAUGCAGAUGCAAGGAUAUCAGGAUCCCAUGGCAGGGAUCCCGCACAAUGCUGGAUUCUAUCAGGGGCCACAGCUGGUGGGGGCAUAAUUGAAAAAAGAAUACAACGAAACAACUACAUCCACGCAAUCACACAUCACAACAACAAUCUACUAGUACAAUCAUUUGCAAGCAACACAGUUUAAUAAAAAGGCAUCGUCCAGCAGAAUGCAUCCACAAUUUCAUUUCAUUGUUUCGUGGUGUGGUUUCGUGGUGUGGCCUGGGUUGGAUGGAAUCGAAUCAUUAUCCUGACAAUUAACCACCACGAUAGCAACGGAACCGGUGCAGUCAGCGUACCGGUACGGAGUAACGGGCAAUAGACAGCGUUCCAUGUUUUCCUUGUGCCCUUUCUUUUCGUCUUUUGCGACUCACGGGUAACUUUAAAGUACUCGAUUGGAUAGCUGAUUUCGGGGCAGUCCUUCAGCCUCCUGGGUAACGUUUUUAGUUGGUUGGCUUCCUUUCCUCGGGAAUCCAUCUCUAGUAGAGCUAGACUAGAUAGCUUGUUCUUUUUCGAAUUUCCCCCUCCUAUUGCCAAGAGCAAGCCUCUGCCCGGGGGUGGAGCUUGGGUGAAUGUGGGA
Messenger RNA from Seminavis robusta, 1166 nucleotides. Lineage: Eukaryota; Bacillariophyta; Bacillariophyceae; Naviculales; Naviculaceae. The record is from the annotation of a GenBank genome assembly.